Messenger RNA from Leptonychotes weddellii (Weddell seal), 4385 nucleotides. The record is from RefSeq and is a predicted model, not a curated record. NCBI's taxonomy places the organism in Eukaryota, Metazoa, Chordata, Mammalia, Carnivora, Phocidae.
CAUGAGUUUCAAGUUCUUACAUGAUUGAUUUUUAAAAUAACCUACUUUCAUGUGUGGGGACAAUUAAGAAUUUAAAUCAGAGAUCCAAAUUAGUUAGAUUUCACAUAUUUUUCAAAGUCUUUAGGACUGUUUUAAGGACAGGCAGGAGGAUCUGGAAUAUUUUCAGGAGACAGAGGGGAAAGGAAAAUAGGUAGUCCUGUCCAAAAUAUUUUGUCUAUACAUGACCUCUGAGGAAGCAGCAUGAAGCUGCUCUGUUGAAAGGAAAGGAAGCUGAGGCAUUUGACCUCUCCUUCCAUGAGGGUAAGGAUCAUCUCUUAAAACAUUCCAGGACUUUGGCAAUCCAGUGAUUCAAUUGUGCCAUGGAACAGCGGGACUUUAAACAGCUGCUUGCUAACUUACUUCUUUGGGGAAAGGGUCAAACACAUUAAGAGGCUCCCAUGCUGUUCCCAAUAACUGAGUAGAAGGAAAUGGAUAUCAUUUUAGAUGGUAAAAGGCUUUUUUAAACAGUCUCUUUAAAAAUCCAACAAGAAUAUUUAUUUUGAUAUCAUGAGGUUGUUUAACAUAGAGAAGCAUAUCUCUGUGAAAUUCAGGUCCUUUGUAAACAAAACAGUGCAGUUUACCUUUCACCAGAUCUUUCCUGUGAUUUUUAUUUUGGCCUCACAAGUUAUACGUUUUUGUUUCCUCUAAGAGCUUAGUGCUCAUGUUUUCUCAAUAGGCUCAAAAUGCGCGUGCAUAUAAAAAAGAAUGCCUUAAGUAAACAAGGCUUGUCUUUUCUUAAGGCAGUUAGAUUUAAUGUACCAGAAUUAUAUACGUUCCUGGAUAUUAAUCAGGUACAAUGUGACAGAUAAUCUGUAAGAUUUUUUUUUCAGUCUAUGUCAGGAUAUCUAGUGCCUAUCUGUUACUCCAAAAAAUUCUUUUUCAAGUGAACUGAAGAAUAUUUAAAAUUAUGUCACUUAACUAUUUUUUCUGUAAAAACUACCUUGGAUAAAAGAGUGAUUGUUCUAAUAUUCUGUUAGGCAUUGCAUUUCUCAUGAUUUUUAUCUGUAUUCAUCAUCAAACUGAUAAAAAUUAUUUCUUUUGAAUAUGCAUCUUUUGUUUAUAUCAUUAAGUUGACAAGGUAGAAAAACCUUCAAUACAACUGAAUGUAGCUGAGUGAAGGAAAUCAGCUUACUUGUAAUUUAGAAUUAAUACAGGCUAAAUUAUAAGUUUCUCUUUGAAGUCACUAAUAUGGAGGUGGUUUUACACAUUACAGAACAUUAAAAUGUAUUAAUUUUAAUGGAAAUUUUUAGCUUUUUAAAAGACUUUUUUAUUAUAACUUAUGCCAUUUGCAUUUAAAGUUUUGAAAAUUCUAUCCUUGAAAUUUGAGCUAUAUCUGGGGUAGGCUAUGUUUACUAAUUAAAUUGAGUGAUUUCAAAUGUUCAUAGUAAGUCUGGAAGCAAUUAUAGUACUAGGGAGGUACAAAAAGACGACCUCCAAGUGUCUUCUGAAUAAUUGCAAGCUGUGAGUAUUGUCAGAUAAAACUUAGAGACUAACAAAUUUUGGAAAGACUUCUAGAAACUCUGAGACACUUUUUUUUUUUUUGGAUACACUUCAUAUUGCAUGCAAAAUUUUGAUCAACUGAAGUAGAUCAGAUGUUAGAUUCUCUUUCAUUGGAAGUAUUAGAACAGGUCUGGACUAUGGAUGCCCAGGGAGUUAAGAGAGAAGGAGACAGAGACAAAGCUUGUGUUCCUAAAAGCAGAAAGGGGGUUGAAAUAAAAGCCUUGGCAAAUGUAAUUCAUUUCCCAAACCAAUCGUAUGGAAUCAUCAGGACUUCAUAGAGCUUUUACAUGAAAUGGCCCCUUCCUCACGCUUCAUGGACAUAAAAGAUGCACUUUUCAGUCCAAAUUUUUGGCCAUAUUACCAAAUAAAGGACAAUUCCAUAUACGCAGAAUUCUAAUUUGGUAUAGGAAACUUCUUAAAUAUACUGCUAGGGUGAUUGGAUCCACAGGCACAGCUGUGAUCUAUAUUGUUUUAACAUCUAUCGGAGGAUUGCAUUUUACAAAUCUAACAAAUUUCUCUUACCAAUAGGUGGAUAGAAGCAUUUCAGGAAGGCACAAUAUUGUAGCGAUACUGGUUUCAUCCCUUCUGUGAUUCCAAAUGGGUGGAAUUUCAUCAGAAUGGAGUAAAUGCAGUACAAAAAUUUUAUAUAAAUGAACACUGCCAAGAUAAAUCCAGCCAAAAUCUUCAUCAGAUAUUAUGAAUUAUUUUGUUAGGUAUAAGGACAUUUUGGCAAUUAGAACAUGGCAACCAUAGAAGAAAUUGCACAUCAAAUUAUUGAACAACAGAUGGGAGAGAUUGUUACCGAGCAGCAAACUGGCCAGAAAAUCCAGAUCGUGACGGCACUUGAUCAUAAUACACAAGGCAAGCAGUUCAUUCUGACAAAUCACGAUGGCUCUACCCCAAGCAAAGUCAUUCUGGCCAGGCAAGAUUCUACUCCAGGGAAAGUUUUCCUCACUACUCCAGAUGCAGCAGGUGUUAAUCAGUUAUUUUUUACAACUCCUGAUCUGUCUGCACAACAUCUCCAGCUCUUAACAGAUAAUUCUUCCCCAGACCAAGGACCAAAUAAGGUUUUUGAUCUUUGCGUAGUAUGUGGAGACAAAGCAUCAGGGCGUCAUUAUGGAGCAGUAACCUGUGAAGGCUGCAAAGGAUUUUUUAAGAGAAGCAUCCGAAAAAAUUUAGUUUAUUCAUGUCGAGGAUCAAAGGACUGUAUUAUCAAUAAACACCAUCGAAACCGCUGUCAAUACUGCAGGUUACAGAGAUGUAUUGCGUUUGGAAUGAGACAAGACUCUGUUCAGUGUGAAAGAAAACCUAUUGAAGUAUCACGAGAAAAAUCUUCCAACUGUGCCGCUUCAACAGAAAAAAUCUACAUCCGAAAAGACCUUCGAAGUCCAUUAGCUGCAACUCCAACUUUUGUAACAGAUAGUGAAACUGCACGGUCAGCAGGACUGUUAGAUUCAGGAAUGUUUGUGAAUAUUCACCAGUCUGGAAUAAAAACUGAGUCAACUGUGCUGAUGACACCAGAUAAGGCUGAAUCAUGUCAGGGAGAUUUAAGUACAUUGGCCAGUGUGGUUACAUCAUUAGCAAAUCUUGGAAAAACUAAAGAUCUUUCUCAGAAUAGUAAUGAAAUGUCUAUGAUUGAAAGCUUAAGUAAUGGUGAUACCUCUUUGUGUGAAUUUCAUCAAGAAAUGCAGACGAAUGGUGAUGUUUCAAGGGCAUUUGACACUCUUGCAAAAGCAUUGAAUCCUGGAGAGAGCACAGCCUGUCAGAGCUCAGUAGAGGGCAUGGAAGGAAGCGUACACCUAAUUGCUGGGGACUCGAGCAUAAAUUACAUCGAAAAAGAGGGGCCUCUUCUCAGCGAUUCACAUGUAGCUUUCAGGCUCACCAUGCCUUCUCCUAUGCCUGAGUACCUGAAUGUGCACUACAUUGGGGAGUCUGCCUCCAGACUGCUGUUCUUAUCAAUGCACUGGGCACUUUCGAUUCCUUCCUUCCAGGCUCUAGGGCAAGAAAAUAGCAUAUCAUUGGUGAAAGCUUAUUGGAAUGAACUUUUUACUCUUGGUCUUGCCCAGUGUUGGCAAGUGAUGAAUGUGGCAACUAUAUUAGCAACAUUUGUCAAUUGUCUUCACAGUAGCCUUCAACAGGAUAAAAUGUCAACAGAAAGAAGAAAAUUAUUGAUGGAGCACAUCUUUAAACUACAGGAGUUCUGUAACAGCAUGGUUAAACUCUGCAUUGAUGGAUAUGAAUAUGCCUACCUGAAGGCAAUAGUACUCUUCAGUCCAGAUCAUCCAGGCCUAGAAAACAUGGAACAAAUCGAGAAAUUUCAGGAAAAGGCAUAUGUGGAAUUCCAAGAUUAUAUAACCAAAACAUAUCCAGAUGACACCUACAGGUUGUCCAGACUGCUACUCAGAUUGCCUGCUUUGAGAUUGAUGAAUGCUACCAUCACUGAAGAAUUGUUUUUCAAAGGUCUCAUUGGCAAUGUACGAAUUGACAGUGUCAUCCCACAUAUUUUAAAAAUGGAGCCUGCAGAUUAUAACUCACAAAUAAUCGGUCACAGCAUCUGAAGGCUGAGAUGUCAGUAUAAACUUACUGUUGUUUCCCAAAACACAAGAAGACACCAAAUUGAACUCAUUGCUUCCAGGGUAUCGGGAAAUUUUGACUUUAAAGAGUAACCAAAAACCCAGGGUGUUUUUAUUUUAACUUCUUAAGAAUUUUUGAAGUGACUGGGCAGGUGGCAGGAAUUAGAAUUUCCCUUCCUGUCUUAAGUGACUAAGAAAUACUAUGAAUUUAUUCUUGGUUAAGAUGACACCCUAAGCUAUCACUUCUUGGCAUCUAAACUAAGAUCACGUAUU